AUGUGUAGCUACAAGACCGGUGCGUCCCAAGCUGAGCUACAGAGAGCUCUUGACUGGGCCUGCGGGGUCGGGGGAGUGGAUUGCUCGGUCAUCGAGAGACAUGGUGAUUGUUACGAACCGGACACGCUCGUGUCGCACGCUUCUUUUGCGUUUAAUGCGUAUUACCAAACCAAUGGGAAUAAUCUCAUCGCUUGUUACUUCGGUGGAACAGCUUCACUCACCAAGAUUAAUCCUAGCUACGGAAAAUGCUCCUAUGAUGUAUCCAAAUCGGAAGUCUCCGCGGCAAGAUCUUUAUCGGAAUACAAACCAAGGUGGCUACGACUGUUGUUCAUAGGAGUUGCAUUGUUUUUCUGUCGUGGAAGCUAA
Messenger RNA from Microthlaspi erraticum, 366 nucleotides. The record is from the annotation of a GenBank genome assembly. NCBI's taxonomy places the organism in Eukaryota, Viridiplantae, Streptophyta, Magnoliopsida, Brassicales, Brassicaceae.